CAGUAACGUAAACUGACCAGAAGGGUCGUAAAUACGAAACCCGAUCCGCGAAGUCGGAUCUUUUGUGCAGCUGCUUCAACGCUCGCAGACCGAACUUGUCUCGAGAUUGAGAAGACGACCCUUGCGAAUUUUAAAGAAAUAAAGAAAAAGCAAUAGCAGUGUGAACGCAACAUAUGGACAACGUGGGAAAGCAUCGAUGCGCGCGGCAGGUAGCAAGAGACAGGAGUUCGUAAAUAGACCGCGGAAGCUUCCUCGAGCGACUGGAAUAAACCGGGAAUUUCACUCAUUUUUAUUUGGUAGAGGGAUUUCUGAUGUGGCAGCUUAAUGCCAACUCGACGUGAAACCAUAAAUCUGUUCUGUAAAACAUGGUGAGAGGGGCUCUUGAAACCGAUGAGCUUACCAGGCAACACUAUGCCACUAUGGAGCACUCUAACUAACGUGAACGUGAUGGGGAUGAUGAUAUUACACAUAGCAAUGAUGGAACAGCCGCAUUGACAAAGAUUAACUGCACUCACUCUCAGUGCACUGCUGCCAAUCAGCAUGCUGCGGAUACUGUCGCUCAAAUUUGGCCGCGUCUACCGGUGUGGCAAGUUCCUCUUCAUCGUAGCUCUUUUUGUGAUCCUGCUGAUGAACACUCACAACCUCUUUGCCUCUUUCCAGAGGAAUGAGCUCACCGACCGGCGAUUCAUCGGCCUCAACAAGUGUCCGGCCUGCUUUGGCACUAGCUGGUGCCGCAAGUUCAUGAACAGCCAGGUGACCUUCGAGAUGUGGGGUCGCCUGCGCUUCCUAGACUUUUUCAACGUAAAGAACGUUUUUUUCGCUCAAUAUGGAGAACCCAGGGAAGGAACGCGCAGGGUCGUGCUCAAACGCCUGGGCUCCAACCAAGAGCUCGCAGAGAUCGAUCAGAAGAUCUGCAAACGGGCCACUGGAAGGCCUCGCUGUGAUCUCAUUCAGGGUAUGUACAAAACAGAGUUCGCCCGACUUAACGGGGACGUAAGGCUGCUGACCCCAGAAGUGGUGGAGGGCUGGUCGGAUCUGGUGCACUGCCCGUCGCAGAGGCUUCUGGACCUGGUCAGGAGGUACGCGGAAACCAAGGACUCUGGAAGCUUCCUGCUGAAGAACCUUAAGGACACGGAACGAAUGCAGCUGCUGAUGACGUUGGCGUUCAACCCUGAGCCACUUGUGCUGCAGAGUUUUCCCUCCGAUGAGGGCUGGCCGUUUGCCAAAUACCUGGGGGCCUGCGGCCGGAUGGUGGCGGUGAAUUACGUGGGCGAGGAGCUCUGGAGCUUCUACAAUGCACCCUGGGAAAAAAGAGUGGAUCUGGCCAAGCAGCUGAUGGACAUCGCCGAGCAGCUGACCAACAACGACUUUGACUUUGCCCUUUACCUCCUAGACGUGAGCUUCGACAACUUUGCAGUUGGGCCUCGAGACGGAAAAGUCAUUGUCGUCGAUGCAGAAAACAUCAUAGUGGCGGACAAGAGACUGAUUAAGCAAAAUAAACCAGAGAACUAUGACGUGUGGUACGAGAGCCGCUACGAGGAAUGCGACAAAGAGGCCUGUCUCUCCUUCUCCAAGGACAUCCUCUGCUCUCGAGUCACCGUGGACCACAAUUACUACGCUAUCUGUCAGAACCUGCUCUCCAGAUUCGCCACCUGGCGUGGCACUACGGGCGGUCUCCUCCAUGACCCCCCUGCCGACGUGGUCAAAGACGGCCGCCUCACAGCCCUGCUGGACGAGUGCACCCGGCCUCAGAAACAGUACGGCCGCUUCCAGGCAGCUAAAGAACUGCGGGAGUUCCUGACACAACUCACACAGCUGAGCAAUACUAACAGGUAGUGUCCAGAACAGGGGACGUUCUGUGCCCCCCCCCCCCCACCCCACCCCACUCAAAAAAGACCUCUGAAGUACUUUUACACAUGUGCUACCAGAUUCUGGAACACAUUCGUUCACCUUCAAGGGAGUCGCUAUUUCGUUGCCGCUAUCAAUCAUGCCAACAUUGGCUCCAGUCCUGUCCGGGGCUAAUUAAAGAAGUUUGCACAUGAACAUGGAUUAAAGGGUCGUGUGAAAAUCAGCAGAAUACAGGCUCAAACUGCUGUGAUCACACUGGUGUGUGUGUGUAUGUGUGUGUGUGUGUGUGAGAGAGAGUUGAUUGUAAUAUCUGAUGCUUCAGUGAAUACCCUUGCUGCUAUUACAGGUUCUGAUCAGGAUCCUGUAAUACGGUUUCUAAUUAAUUUAUAAAUUGGGUGCUGUAGUUGCACCGUGAGCAGGGGUUAUAACUGAAGUGACACAGGGAGCUUUGUUUAUGUUUGGGUGAAUCUUAACAAAAACAUGUCCAGGUCAUGUUUUAAUCCAAAACAAAAAUAAAUAAAAUGCAUUCCUGUUUUGUCCCGGAAUAUAAUUAUAUUUUAGAAGCAUUUUUCAUUGAGUUUGUGCGUGUUGUUUUUUUUUUACAUUAUCAUAAUGCCAAAAUGUUUAAGGUUUUUGUUUGUUUGCCUGUUUUAUUUUGUUGUUGUUGUUUCUUUUUUAUUCUGUUUUGUUUAAUGUUGUGUUUUUGUUUUGUAAAACAAAAGAUUAAAAUGCUGUUUAAAAGAUUUUAAUUCUGCAUAAAUUUAAAGCAGUAUAAUUAUAAUUUUUUUUAAAUAUAAAUUUAAAACGGUAUACAUUUUUCUUUAAGCAAAUUGAGAUUUUUGGGUGAAAUAUCACUAGGACAUGUUCUUGACAAGCUUUGAGAUUCAUCCAUUUGUGUUUUAUUUUAGUCUCUAUAUAUUCAAUUAACCACCUGGUUUCUUUGCUACGGGAAGUGAAGUCUUAACUGAAUUUGUAAGUGUGCUUGGUCAAAUUAUGCCUCUUAUCGAGGAGAAAUUUGAUCAAGUGUUUCCUGUUACAAUGAUCCAUUUUGAUGAGACAUCGAUGCUUUUUUUUAAAAAGUGGCAGUCAUUGCCAGUGAUGGAUAGUUGGUGGAUGGAUAGUUGAUUUAAAAAAAACAACCCUGAAAUGAAAAUACAAUAAGGAGAACAAAAUGGGUUUGAAACAACCAAGUAUGCAAGAAUAAAAAUACCAAAGAAUAUUGUCACCGUUGUGUGGUUCAUUUUGUUCUUUUAGCAAUGCUUUGACCAAGAUUGUUCAAAAGGGAAACGACAAUAAAGCUCUUAUUUUUCCUGUUUCUAUCUUCAUGAGCCUGUUAGUGUUGUUCUUUUUAUCACCACCUUUUUUUUGUUUGUUUGUUUGUUUUGGACCAAUGCAGUUUAAUUUCUCAUAUGCCGGCAACCAUGACAUACUGUCGUCUUCACUUCCACUUGCAUUGUGUUUACAGAGACAAGUUGCACUACAUUGUCAGAUCAUAGUUUUUCAUUAUAGACCCUUUAAUAUUUGCCCUCUUAUCAAUUUUGUGUCCUUAAAUAUUUUGUGUGCAUAUUUUAAUGUUCUUCUUUUCCCCCUAACAAUGUUACUCAUGUGCCACUUUCCAUGCUUGUAAUAAGCAAUAUUAGGGGUUGAUUGAGCCUAAUGAAUUAUUGCUUUACAAAUUUCUAUUUCAUAUUGAUUUGUAGGCAUUCCAACUUUUGAAAGUUUGUUAAAAUAUGAUUUAUUCUGUAAGAAAAGUCUGCUUUCUGUAUGUGUUUGUUUUGAGACUAAGGAAAAGUCUGGUUGUACUGUGCCUUUCAUUCAAAAGUUGUAUUUUUGACUGGAUGAGAAUAUGAAAUUAUAUUAAAAAUAUCUAUACUUA
This is a messenger RNA of Onychostoma macrolepis, 3724 nucleotides long. RefSeq names its product divergent protein kinase domain 2Aa (gene dipk2aa). The record is from RefSeq and is a predicted model, not a curated record. Lineage: Eukaryota; Metazoa; Chordata; Actinopteri; Cypriniformes; Cyprinidae.